This is a messenger RNA of Mytilus trossulus (common blue mussel), 2161 nucleotides long. RefSeq names its product growth arrest-specific protein 2-like. Gene Ontology annotation, biological process: actin crosslink formation. The record is from RefSeq and is a predicted model, not a curated record. Gene Ontology annotation, molecular function: microtubule binding; cytoskeletal adaptor activity; actin filament binding. Gene Ontology annotation, cellular component: actin filament. NCBI's taxonomy places the organism in Eukaryota, Metazoa, Mollusca, Bivalvia, Mytilida, Mytilidae. The transcript has 7 exons. Bases 148 to 1185 code for a protein of 345 amino acids.
UUCCUUUAUUAGAAGUAUUUAAAAUACAGUUAAACUUCAAACAUUGUCCAAAUCCAUUAAAUUGAUGUGAUUUAAUUGUGUACAAAUAUUUAAGAAAUAUUGCAAAACAGGAAUAGUAUUUGAGAAUUUUUUACCAUUUUUAUAACAAUGAGAAAUUAUAAUGAGUACAAUAAUUACAAUAAAGGACGAAGACCUAAAACGGCACCUUUAAAAGCAGGUAAUUAUGAUGUAAUUGAUUCGCCGAUGACCAAGGUGAUUGAGCGUGACUGUGGGUUAAUCCCUAUGAUGAAUGGACACGGUAAAGAAGCAGGGCUUGUCCCCCUAAGUAAGGAGGAAAGUCAGAAGGAAGAUGAGAUGACCAAAAGAUUACACGUUCUUCAGGAAGAAAGUUUAGAGCCGUUAAAAGAAGACUUGUCAGAAUGGCUUGCAAAAACAUUAAAUAUAGAUAUAACAGCAGAGACAUUUAUGGAUGUAUUAGACAAUGGUGUAUGCUUAUGUAAGCUAGCUCAAGUUAUACAGCAGAAAGCCCAGGAAUGUGUGGCCAACGGUACAUGUACAGAGUCUAUUCCCCUCAAAGGUCCCAGAUGUAAAAACAAUGCUCCUUCAGGGAGUUGGUUUGCCAGAGAUAAUGCAGCUAAUUUCUUGACAUGGUGUAAUUCUCAUGGAAUGAAACAGGAAUCUAUGUUUGAAACAGAAUAUCUAGUAUCACAAACAGACCAGAAAUCAGUUAUCAACUGUUUAUUGGAAGUAGCCAGACUUGGUUAUAAGUUUGGACUGGAACCUCCUAAUAUUAUCAAGAUGGAAACAGAGAUAGAAGAGGAAGAGGAAGAGAUACCAGUCAGUAAACCGGUAGAGAUUGUCCGACCUUUGUCUAAUAAGGGGCCUAACCUGGAUGCUGAGAUUCAGCGCAUUGCAUUUAACUGUAAAUGUCAUCAGUAUAUAAAGAAGUUAGGAGAUGGAAAAUAUGCUAUCUUUGGCAAAGUUGUACAUAUCAGGUUUUUACAGAAUCGACAUAUUAUGGUACGGGUAGGUGGUGGAUGGGAUACAUUAGAGAACUACCUGGAGCAUCACAUUCCAAAACAAGUGUUUGAGCACCGUCGGGACAUCCACGGAGAACCGAAAAAUGAUGUAAAUAAAUAUUUGUAUUUCAAGUCACAGUACAGAUCAACAUCGUCAGUUUCAUGAUAUUUUUUAUUGUUAAAUUUGUUUAUAUGAUGUUAAUGUUGUUUAUUUACUAUGCAAUACAUUUGUUUACUUGUUAAUUAGACAUUUGUGAAUGUUAACGAGUUGUUAAUUCAGAAAUGAAGUUUAUAAUGUGAUCUUAAUAUUCCUGUUAUUAAUUUGAGGAACUCUAGGCCAUACCAAAAUGAUUUUUUAUUGUUUUAUGAGGAUUGUUUUUUUCACAACUGUUAUUUAUAAAUGUGAUAAACAAAUACAACUUUUCAGUUAAAAUUAAUGGAAUUUUUUUUUCCAAAAUAAAAAAAAUUAUAGAAGACUUAAGCUUCUUAAGGGCCUUUUAGUGAAAGUUAAUAAUUUAGUAUCUAAAAAAAAUCAGAUUUUAUUUUUAAAUGUGAGUACAGUUUUUACAGUUGACUCAAAAGAAUUUUCAAAAAAAACAAAUCAGAAAUUUGCCUAAAUACACAGCCUCAAAUUACAAAGAACAAAAUAAUUUUGGUGUGGCUUUUGUGAAAUUUUCAUUGGUGAUUUAGGGUUGUGAUUUUGCCUUCCGUCCUUUUGAUUCAGCGCUUUUUUCCAUCAUAUCAUUUAUUUGCAAAAAAUCAUCCUAAUUUAGGUCUAAGUUUUUUUUCUGAAAAUAAAACUUUUUCUAAAUUAAUAUCAAACUAUUGCAUGUUUUAGAUCUAAAACCCCACUGAUUUUAGCAAGCCAUUAAUUUUUGUAUAAAUUGCGAGAGGACAAAUAACUUGAAUGUAAAUUGGUGUGAAAAUUCUAUACAUGGAUCUUUCCUUGUCUACUUGCAUCAAAUAGAUUUGAAAAGCAACGACUCUUGCUAGAAAGGGCUAAACUAAAAAUUUACUCUCAGUGAAUGAAAAUAAGUUGCUGGACAGCAUAUUAAUUCUAAAAAGGAACCAAUUGUUGAAAUAUUGAUCUUUACAAGAUGUUCUCAGGGUGGUUUUUUUUCUUAACUACUAUGAUGUACUUG